Messenger RNA from Eutrema salsugineum, 1750 nucleotides. Its product is annotated as UDP-glycosyltransferase 72E1. The transcript has a single exon. Gene Ontology annotation, molecular function: UDP-glycosyltransferase activity. NCBI's taxonomy places the organism in Eukaryota, Viridiplantae, Streptophyta, Magnoliopsida, Brassicales, Brassicaceae. Bases 51 to 1517 code for a protein of 488 amino acids. The record is from RefSeq and is a predicted model, not a curated record.
CACAACAAACAAAAAAAAAAGAAGCCAACGUUCAUCAAUAGAGGCUAGCUAUGCAGAUCACAAGACCACAUGCUGCCAUGUUAGCUAGCCCGGGAAUGGGCCACGUCAUCCCGGUGAUCGAGCUCGGAAAACGCUUAGCUGGAUCCCACGGCUUCCACGUCACCAUCUUCGUCCUUGAAGCCGACGCAGCCUCCGCUCAAUCCCAAUUCCUCAACUCACCUGGCUGUGACGCGACCCUUGUUAACGUCAUAGGCCUCCCGUCUCCGGAUAUCUCCGGUUUAGUUGAUCCAUCAGUCAAUUUCGCGAUCAAGAUCUUGUUCAUGAUGCGUCAAACCAUUCCAACCCUCCGAUCAAAGAUCUCGGAGAUGCAACACAAACCAACGGCUUUGAUCGUGGACUUGUUUGGCUUGGACGCGUUACGGCUCGGUCGUGAGUUCAACAUGUUGACUUAUAUCUUCAUCGCUUCAAACGCACGUUUUCUCUCGGUGGUUAUGUAUUUCCCAACGCUGGAGAAAGACGUCGAAGAAGAGCACAUAAUCAAGAAGAAGCCCUUGGCUAUCCCUGGAUGCGAACCGGUUCGGUUUGAAGAUACAAUUGAAACGUUCCUUGAUCCGACCGACCAGAUAUACCGGGAAUUUGUUCCUUUUGGUUUAGUUUUCCCAACGGCUGAUGGUAUUAUUGUGAACACAUGGGAUGACAUGGAGCCCAAAACUUUGAAAUCUCUUCAAGACCCAAAGCUCUUGGGUCGGAUCGCUCGUGUACCGGUUUAUCCAAUUGGUCCUUUGUCCAGACCGGUUGAUCCAUCCAAAACUAAUCAUCCGGUUUUGGAUUGGUUAAACAAACAACCGAACGAGUCGGUUCUUUACAUUUCAUUCGGAAGCGGCGGCUCUCUCUCGGCUAAACAGCUCACCGAGCUGGCUUGGGGGCUCGAGUUGAGUCAGCAACGGUUCGUUUGGGUGGUUCGACCGCCGGUAGACGGUUCAGCUGACAGCGCGUAUUUUUCGGUUAACAGCGGCAAAAUACAAGACGGUACACCGGAUUAUCUACCGGAAGGGUUUGUUAGCCGGACUCACGAGAGAGGACUUGUGGUCUCUUCUUGGGCCCCGCAGGCCGAGAUCCUGGCCCAUCAAGCCGUUGGUGGGUUUCUGACUCACUGUGGUUGGAACUCGGUUCUUGAAAGCGUCGUUAGCGGUGUUCCGAUGAUCGCUUGGCCGCUUUUCGCGGAGCAGAAGAUGAACGCGACGCUGCUCAUCGAGGAGCUUGGAAUCGCCGUCCGGUGUGGGAAACUUCCGUCGUCGGAGGAAGUGAUUUCGAGGGUGGAGAUUGAUGCGACGGUGAGAAAGAUCAUGGUGGAGGAGGAAGGUUGCGAGAUGAGAGAGAGGGUUAAGAAGCUUAGGGAUACGGCGGAGACGUCACUGAGUUGUGAUGGUGGAUCGGGUCACGAAUCGUUGUCGAGAGUGGCAAACCAGUGCGACUGUCUUUUGGAGCGUUCCAGAGGAAUGGCUCGUGGUGCCUAGGAAUGAUUUUACCGUUUUGAAAAAUUACGUUUGAACUGCGUGCCGUUUUACUGUUUUUGAAAUAUUGUUUUUUUUUUUUUCGUUUCCGAGUCUUGCGCUUGCCACAUGGUAUCACGUUUUAUUGUUUCAGCGCCACUUGCAAUCUGCCAAUCACUAAUGUAUCUACAUUGUAUAAAUAAAUAAAUGGUGUUUAGUUUGUAUAAUAAUGUGUUUUUUUAUAAUCUAGAAGUCUU